Messenger RNA from Rhopalosiphum padi (bird cherry-oat aphid), 1518 nucleotides. RefSeq names its product zinc finger MYM-type protein 1-like. The coding region runs from base 1 to 1518 and encodes 505 amino acids. The record is from RefSeq and is a predicted model, not a curated record. Lineage: Eukaryota; Metazoa; Arthropoda; Insecta; Hemiptera; Aphididae. Gene Ontology annotation, molecular function: protein dimerization activity. The transcript has a single exon.
AUGAACAAAUCUGUACUUCAUAAAAUAGUAAAUGAAAUAACGUCUGCUAAAUAUUUCUCGUUAAUCGUAGAUUCUACUCCCGACAUCACGAAAUUUGAUCAAUUAACGAUUGCUGUUAGAUACGUUAAUUUAGGUGGGACUGCAGUAGAGCAAUUUUUUUGUUUUAUUCCAUCGGUUGGACAUAAAAGUAAAGAAAUGGAAGUCUCAAUAUUAACGAAAUUAUCUGAAUUAAAUAUUGACAUACAGAACUGUCGUGGACAAUCAUACGACAAUGCAAGAAAUAUGUCAGGUAUAUUUAAUGGUCUGCAAGCUCGUAUUAAAGAGAAAUCAAAAAAUGCAAUUUUUAGUCCAUGUUCAGCACACUCAUUAAAUUUAGUUGGUUGUCAUGCUGCUGAUAUAACCAAAGAAGGUUAUCACUUUUUUUCACUUGCCCAAAAUAUUUAUGUAUUUUUUUCUGCAUUGACAUGGCGGUGGGAACAACUUUCAAUAAAUUUAAAAAAUAUACCAAACUCAAUGUUUGUAAAAAACUUAUGCCCUACUAGAUGGUCAUCCAGAUAUAGUGUUUGUAAGAGUUUAAAAAUUGGGUUUGAAGCUGUAUUAAGUUCAUUGAAAACUAUAGCUUUGAACAUAGAUCAGAAAACUAGUGUAAGACACGAAGCAGAAUCGUUGUACAAAAAAAUUGAAACUCUCGAGUUCUCAUUUAUGAUAGCUCUAUGGACUCCAAUAUUAGAAAGAUUCGACGCUACAAGUAAAAAUUUACAACGUAUUAAUAUUGAUUUAUCUUAUGUUGUAAAAUUGUACGAAUCUCUAGAAAUGUAUGUACAAGAUUUAAGAAAUAGAUUUGAUAAUAUUUUAGCUGAAGCAAAGCAAAUGAUUGGAUAUGAAGUCUUUUCUUACGAAGAAAAAAGAAAUAAACGAAAAAAAUGUUUUCACGAUGACCUUAAUGUUCAAGAUACAAUAUUUCACGGACAAGAAAAAUUCAAAAAUGAAACAUUUUUACCAAUUUGUGAUACAAUCAUUGUAUGUUUAAAUAAAAGAAAGAUGGCAUAUAUUGAGAUAAAUACUAUGUUUGGUUUUUUUUUAAAUAUAGAGGGAAUUGACAAUGAUAUUUUACGUGAAAAAUCAAAACAAUUAGUAGCUAUUUAUAGUGAAGAUUUAGAACCUGACCUGGAGAAUGAGAUUAUUCAAUUUAAAACAAUAGUAAAACAUUUUUCAGAAGAAGAAAAAUUAUCUAUGCACAGUUUGCUUGAAGCAUUAAUAAAAUCAAAGUUAAAUGAUUCAUUUCCUAAUGUGGAAAUAGCUUUAAAACUUUUUGUAUCUAUACCAUGCUCAAACUCUAGCGGGGAGAGGUCUUUCUCAGUUUUAAAGAGAGUGAAGAACUACCAGAGAACCUCAUUAUCUAAUGAAAAGAUGUCAUCAUUGGCUCUAAUGUCUAUUGAAAAUAAUUUGCUACAAUGUAUGGAUUGGAAUAGUUUUAUUAAAGAAUUUGCUUCACAGAAAGCUAAAAAAAAGUUUUGA